Molecule: messenger RNA, 2268 nt
Organism: Caenorhabditis remanei
Lineage: Eukaryota; Metazoa; Nematoda; Chromadorea; Rhabditida; Rhabditidae
Exons: 7
Coding region: 1-2268 (755 amino acids)
Biological process (GO): transcription by RNA polymerase II; nucleotide-excision repair; positive regulation of mitotic recombination
Cellular component (GO): nucleus
Molecular function (GO): DNA helicase activity; hydrolase activity, acting on acid anhydrides, in phosphorus-containing anhydrides; ATP binding
Source: RefSeq, a predicted model, not a curated record
AUGCAGUUGGAUAUAGACGGGUUAAAAGUCCUGUUCCCUUACGAUUAUGUGUAUCCGGAGCAGGUUUUGUAUAUGAAAGAGGUCAAGAAGGCGCUUGACGCGAAUGGUCAUGGCCUCCUCGAAAUGCCGUCGGGAACUGGAAAAACCGUUUCACUCCUCUCAUUAGUCCUCGCUUAUAUGAUCUCAUACCCCGACCGGCUCGACAAACUCGUCUACUGCUCUCGAACAAUUCCAGAAAUUGAAAAAUGUGUCGAAGAGAUGAAAGUUCUCUAUGAUUACUGGGAGAAGGAGACCGGACAGCCAGUCGCCAAAAUCACAGUGGCAAUGAGUGCCAGAAAGAAUUUGUGUAUCAAUGAAAAGGUCGCCGCGCUGAGAUUCGGAAAUACUGUCGAUUCGGCGUGUCAGAAAUUGACGGCGUCGUCCGUGAGAGCUAAGAGAAAGGAGAAUUCGGAAAUUGAGGGAUGCGACUAUUUUGAGAAUUUCGAGGCGAACAGUUUUCCGAUGCAGAAUGGAGUUUGGAAUUUGGAAGACCUCCGCCAACUGGGACGUGAGCGCAAAAUCUGUCCAUACUUCACUGCCCGUAACGCCAUUAAUCGUGCUCACAUCGUCGUCUACUCCUAUCAUUAUAUUCUGGAUCCGAAAAUUGCUGAACUCGUUUCCAAAGAUUUUAGUAGAAAGUCAGUAGUCGUUUUCGACGAAGCACAUAACAUCGACAAUGUUUGCAUUGAGUCAAUGUCAGUGGCGAUUUCACAGAAAAAUGCGGAUCGAGCGCUUCAGGAGCUUCAAAACCUCGAAGGAGUGGUUGGAAGGAUGAAAAGUGCAAAUUCUGAAAAACUACAAUCAGAAUACGACAAAUUGGUGGAGGGGCUGAAAAGGGCUGAACGAGAACGAGCCAACGACGAGAGACUUGCGAAUCCAUGUAUUCCGGAUGAUAUUUUGAAAGAGGCGGUGCCCGGAAAUAUUCGACAAGCUAAUCAUUUCUUGUUAUUCUUGAAAAGAUUCGUGGAAUAUGUCAGGCAUCGGCUGAGAACUCAUCAGGUACUCAUCGAAAGUCCUGCCGCUUUCAUGAAAGACAUUCAAGAGAGAAUGUGUAUCGAGCGUCGUCCAAUGAGAUUCUGUGCCGAACGUCUCGCGAAUCUCGUUCGUACCCUUGAAAUCACAGAUAACGGAGACGUCUGGGCACUCUCUCAAGUCACAACAAUGUGUACGCUGGUCUCCACGUAUUCUAAAGGAUUUUCGGUUAUUGUGGAGCCACAAGAUGGUAGUCAAAUGGCAAUGAUCACUCUUUCAUGUCAUGACGCUUCGAUUGCUAUUCGGCCGGUACUGAAACGACAUCAAUCGGUUAUCAUCACUUCUGGAACCUUAUCUCCACUGGAAAUGUAUCCGAAGAUUUUGGAUUUCGACCCUGCUGUCGUCGCAUCGUUCACUAUGACUCUGGCGAGACCCUGCUUGGCUCCGUUAGUGGUGGCACGCGGAAAUGACCAAGUGGCGAUGACUUCGAGAUUCGAACAACGUGCCGACGUGGCGGUCAUUCGAAAUUAUGGAAACUUAGUUCUGGAAAUGGCCUCUCUAGUACCAGAUGGAAUGGUUGUAUUUUUCACCAGCUAUCUAUAUAUGGAGAAUGUCAUUGGCGUUUGGUAUGAGCAGCACAUUAUCGAUGAGUUGAUGAAGUACAAACUGCUGUUUAUUGAGACAAACGAUGCGUUGGAGACGUCGGCGGCGCUCGAGAAAUACGUGGAAGCUUGCGAUAGUGGAAGAGGAGCGGUGCUGUUCUCUGUGGCGAGAGGAAAAGUUUCGGAGGGAAUCGAUUUCAGUCAUCAUUUGGGACGUUGCGUCAUCAUGCUCGGAAUCCCUUAUAUGUACACCGAGAGUCGCGUGCUCAGAGCAAGAUUGGAGUAUCUCAGAGACACUUUUGGUAUCAGAGAGAACGACUUUCUGACGUUCGAUGCAAUGCGACACACCGCGCAGUGUAUGGGAAGAGCUCUUCGCUCUAAGACAGACUAUGGAUUGAUGGUGUUUGCUGAUAAGAGAUUCUCCCGAAACGACAAACGCGGCAAGCUGCCUCGCUGGAUGCAAGAAUAUCUGGAGCCGGCUUCCACUAAUUUGAGUAUCGAUGAGGCGGCACAGGUGGCGAGACGAUGGUUGACACUGAUGGCUCAGCCGUUCCAGAAGGAACAUCAGUUGGGUGUGUCGUUGUUGAAUAAGGAAAUGGUGCAGGAUCAGCAGAUGAUGAGACGAUUUGAACGAGUUGUUGAAUAUGUUGAUUAA